Messenger RNA from Protobothrops mucrosquamatus (brown spotted pit viper), 753 nucleotides. RefSeq names its product empty spiracles homeobox 1 (gene EMX1). Gene Ontology annotation, biological process: neuron differentiation; regulation of DNA-templated transcription; central nervous system development. Lineage: Eukaryota; Metazoa; Chordata; Lepidosauria; Squamata; Viperidae. The record is from RefSeq and is a predicted model, not a curated record. Gene Ontology annotation, molecular function: DNA binding; DNA-binding transcription factor activity, RNA polymerase II-specific. Bases 1 to 753 code for a protein of 250 amino acids. The transcript has 3 exons.
AUGUUCCAGCCCGCGGCGGCGUCCAAGCGCUGCUUCACGAUCGAGUCCCUGGUGGGCAAGGACAACAGCCACCCGCUGGCAGAGGAGCCUCUCCGUCCCGCCGCCGCCGCCGCCGCCGCCGCCGCUGCCCUCGGAUACCCGGCCAGCGCCGCCGUCGAGGCCUUCGCCCACAGCUUCCAGGGUUCGGCCGCCGCCGCCGGGCGUUCGCUCUACGGCGGCCCGGAACUGCUCUUCCCGGAGGCCGUGAGCCACCCGCCCGCCCUCGCCGUCCAUCCGCCGCAACUGGGCUCCUCGCACCUGCCCCCCUCGCCUCACCCCUUCUUCGGCCCGCAGCCGCGCGACCCGCUCAACUUCUACCCCUGGGUGCUGCGGAACCGCUUCUUCGGGCACCGCUUCCAAGGCGGCGAGGUGUCCCAGGAGAACCUGCUCUUCCACGGGCCCUUCGCCCGGAAGCCGAAGCGGAUCCGCACCGCCUUCUCGCCCUCGCAGCUGCUGCGGCUGGAGCGCGCCUUCGAGAAGAACCACUAUGUGGUGGGCGCCGAGCGCAAGCAGCUGGCCGGCAGCCUCAGCCUCUCCGAGACCCAGGUGAAGGUCUGGUUUCAAAACAGAAGGACCAAAUACAAAAGGCAGAAACUGGAAGAAGAAGGUCCCGAAUCAGAUCAAAAGAAAAAGGGAUCCCACCACAUCAACCGAUGGCGGAUCGCCACAAAGCAGUCCAAUGCGGAGGACAUUGAUGUCACGUCCAACGACUAG